Messenger RNA from Cataglyphis hispanica, 1292 nucleotides. It is a transcript of the gene Pla2, whose product is annotated as phospholipase A2-like. The transcript is spliced from 4 exons. The coding region runs from base 567 to 1169 and encodes 200 amino acids. The record is from RefSeq and is a predicted model, not a curated record. Gene Ontology annotation, biological process: phospholipid metabolic process; arachidonate secretion. Lineage: Eukaryota; Metazoa; Arthropoda; Insecta; Hymenoptera; Formicidae.
UGUAUUUUUUUUCUUCGUAUAAGUGAAAAAUAUGAAAAAUCACAUAGAAUAAAAAAACUUAUUUUAGCAAAUUGCAUUAAAAAAUAUCUUGAAAUAUAUUCUCCUUAUACUUGAAAUUUUGAAGGGAAACAUUUCGAAAAUCAGGGAUCUUUUUUACAAAAUUUAAAUAGACAUUCUAAUACACACUCGCCAUCGUUAAAUUCAUUCCUAUCAUUCGGAAAAACUCGGUUCACUUUUUCAUCGCGCUAAAUUAGUCCGCAAACCGGCAGCGUCUUCUUUUCGCGACGCGUUACGUCGCAUCUGUUACGAUAAUCAAUGGGGACCCUCGAUAACUCUCAUUUCGAAAAGCCCCUCAGUGGCGUUAUCUCGGCGUAGAUUAAUUCCGUCGCAGGAAACGCAAACGUUAUCCGACGCAUUAACCGCCUCUUUCGUACGCCGGGCGUAACUCGCGCGAUUAGAUGGCUUAGAAAUGAAAUGGAGCGCAGGGACAGUGGUCCUCUUUAUAUGCAUAUAUAAGGGGGGGGCUUUUUCCACCUUCGCUAAAACGACAGUAGAAUCCCGUCGCAAUGACUUUAACCAUCGCGUUGCUUUCCGUGCUUUUGUUAUUCUCUUUGGCCCGGAAUGUUCGCGGAUGGCACAUUGCGUUUCCAAACGACAGCGAGAUCUUUAACAAUGAUCUCCGCGAAACGUCUCAGCCAGCUUUUAUAUUUCCAGGGACAAAAUGGUGCGGCAGUGGCAAUAUCGCGAACGACCCGGACGAUCUUGGAGUAUUCGCAAUGACUGAUGCAUGCUGCCGUGAACAUGACAAUUGCAAAGAUACAAUCGAAUCGAUGCAGACUAAAUACGGUCUGACCAAUAUCGCUUUCUACACAAGGCUACACUGCUCGUGCGACGAGAGGUUCUACGACUGUCUCCAUAGCUCGGAGGAACUCGUUAGCGCGAAGGUCGGCUUCCUCUACUUCAGCGUGUUAGACACGAAGUGCUUCCGCGAAGACUACCCCAUCGUUGGCUACAAACGGCAUUCACUCAUUCCUAGACGCUGUGUGGAGUACGAGCUGGACGAGAGCCAACCGAAGAUGUAUCAGUGGUUCGACGUACCUACGUAUUUCCAAAACGACCAGCAGGCGACGAUGAUGAGCCGUCAUAUUCGAUCACUCGCGGUCCGAUAGAGAAGUCUAUUCUUACGGGAUGGAUGGAAUGUUGGAGGAAAUGCCACACGCGUAUACGGAAUCGUGCGAAUUAUCUCCGCUCGAUCAUAUGUCAACGAAGUUAAAUAAACGUCAAUAAAAUAA